Messenger RNA from Mus caroli (Ryukyu mouse), 2066 nucleotides. It is a transcript of the gene Fam110a, whose product is annotated as family with sequence similarity 110 member A. Lineage: Eukaryota; Metazoa; Chordata; Mammalia; Rodentia; Muridae. The record is from RefSeq and is a predicted model, not a curated record.
AGAAGAGGGUGACAUUCAAGGAGUGGUGGGAGGGAAAGCACCCAGGUUGGACCCCACCCCCAACCCCCCUCGUCAACUUUGGGCAAAUGACUCAACCUGGCCUGUCUGGGGUUUCCAUUAGUCAGCUUGAUGACAAUGGAGUUGCCUCACAGGAAGGCUACCCAAACCACACUAAUGCUCCCUGCGCCCCGUUUAAUCACGGAAAGAGUAAAUGCCCAGAUAGAACACUUUCCCGUGCCUGGCCGUAGACAUCAGCGAGAAUCCCGCACAACUUCGUCAGAUGUGCUGCUGGCUGUGCAGGCUCCAGGUCGGAUAAGAGCCCGGCUGGGUGAGCCUGGGGGCGCUGUUCCGGCUAGGUUCCCAAACCGGGCCGUCAGUCACCCAUUGCGGUCACUGCCUGGCCCUCCUUCCCUCUCCUGGAACACUCCCAGCCGGCAGGUUCACCUGCCAGGCCCCGGAAGUUGCGCAAAGGCCGGCUACCUGAGCCAGGUGGGCGGGAGGCGUGCAGGCUGCUGGAAGGAGGCGGCUUGCACAGCCGGCGGAGCCCGGUAUCCUGCUGCCAACUUUGUGCCUGUAUCUGUCUUCUCGCCACUGCCCUCGGGGUAUGUAACGGCCAUGCCUGUGGAUACGCUGAGCCCCGGAGCCCCCGCCACUCCCGCCCUACCUUUUCGCCUGCGAACCAAGGUCCCCGGCUACCUGCUACCAAGGCCAGCAGAUGGGGGAGCCAGGAAACCGAGUGCUGUGGAACGCCUGGAGGCUGAUAAGGCUAAGUACGUCAAGAGCCUGCGUGUGGCCAACACCCGCCAAGAGCCCGUGCAGCACCCGCUGGUCAGACAGCCCCUCUUCAGCCCUGGUCCUCGCGGCCCAGUGCUCACACCCAGCCGCCGAGUCCUGCCCUGUUCUGGCCGCCGGCCCCAACUGGACCUCGACAUCCUUAGCAGCCUCAUCAACUUGUGUGAUAGUCCUGUGUCGCCAUCUGAGGCCAGCCGAACACCUGGACGGCCAGAAGGAUCUGCCCACAAGGUCCCACCAGCCACCCCUCCUCGUCCACCGCCCAGUACUGUCGCGGUGCGCCGAGUGGACGUUCGUCCCUUGCCUGCUUCACCUGCUCGGCCCUAUCCAUCACCUGGCACCACUACCACUUCCAGCCCCGGCCGGCCCCCUGGCCUGCAGCGGUCCAAGUCGGACCUGAGUGAGCGCUUUUCCAGGGCAGCAGCCGAUCUCGAGCGCUUUUUUAACUUCUGUGGCCUGGACCCAGAGGAAGCUCGAGGAUUGGGGGUGGCCCACUUAGCAAGGGCCAGCUCGGACAUCGUGUCUCUAGCCGGGCCAAGUGCUGGACCUUGCAGCUCUGAAGGGGGCUGCUCACGCCGCAGCUCCGCUACAGUGGAAGAGCGGACCCUGGAUCGUGUCCCCUAUGGGGUGUCUGUGAUCGAGCGAAACGCUCGUGUGAUCAAGUGGCUAUAUGGGUUGCGGCAGGCUCGUGACCCUCCCACCACUGAGGGUUAGGCCUCCUGGACUGGGGUUUCCCGGGAAGACAUCGUGAAGAGACAGUUGGCACUUUGUCCUUUCCUGUAUCCAUUGGCUGCCUUCCUGCAGACCCAGAGACGCUUGGGUGAAUUUAAUGUAGAGGCCAAGACUUAGACCAGCAUCCUCUGGCAAGCAAGGACUGACCCACAGAAGUUUGCUGUUGCUCUUGGCCUACCCCAUCCCCUAACAAAGUUUGUGACACAAGUGUGCUUCUGCCUGUUUCCUCCAGUGACACUGGAUUUGGGUCGCUUACCUUCCACUGAGUUGGGGAUCAAGUGCUUUGCCAAGUCUGUCUGCCCCAGGCCCUAUUUCCUUCUUCCCUGUCUGUCCUCUUUUGCUGACUUCCUCUUCCUUACCCAGAGGGCCCUUGCUUCCUGGGAACUCACCCCCGAGAGGAGGUUGAGAGGAUGGGGCCUGUCUGCUGGUCUUCCUGGUCUUUGGCAGUUGGCCUAGGUGGGUAGACUUGUAGGAGGGACUGGUUAGGAGCCUGGCGCUCUGAAGUCUCUGUGGCUAAUAAACACAAAUGUUUGUUUUCUCAA